This is a messenger RNA of Aplysia californica (California sea hare), 585 nucleotides long. RefSeq lists its product as uncharacterized. Lineage: Eukaryota; Metazoa; Mollusca; Gastropoda; Aplysiida; Aplysiidae. The transcript has 3 exons. The record is from RefSeq and is a predicted model, not a curated record. Bases 128 to 463 code for a protein of 111 amino acids.
GUCUACUGUGUUUGUGCUACUCUGUUCCGCUUCGGAAGUGGAGACGUGUUGGGGAUUUUAGUACAGACUGAAUAUACACCAACAGAAGCAUAAUAGGCGGUGUGAAACCUUCGAAGCGUCCAUAACGAUGAGGCACUUAGUCUUCCUAUCGCUGGUUCUCCUCGUGGUACAGCCCCUGGCCUCGGCGAAAAAACAACCACUUUUCUGCACGUCCGAGUGUGACAGGUUCCGCGGGAAAUGUCUUCUCAUGGCAAAGAUCAACUGCAACGGUCUGAAGAAACACCUCAAGUGUAUUGACACUUGUACCGAUCUCAGCAAGAAAUGCCAUACAACGUGCGAGGACAAGGAGUUCACAGUGGAGGCCAAGUGUUGGAGGAAAUGUCACAGAAAGCGAUGCAAAUCCGAGAAGGCGUGUCAAAUUGAAGUAUUUCACAAAUACAUGCCUUCCAUUCCGUGGCCUUGAACAGCUGUGUCUUAGAAAUUUUGAAGACUCAAGACACUUAACAAAAGUCUGGUGUGCGGAGAAGCUUUCUGAACUAUGCGCUCUCGUCAAAUAAAGAAAACACAUGUAUUUUAAUCCGAAAA